Messenger RNA from Megalops cyprinoides (Indo-Pacific tarpon), 980 nucleotides. RefSeq names its product LSM7 homolog, U6 small nuclear RNA and mRNA degradation associated (gene lsm7). Gene Ontology annotation, biological process: nuclear-transcribed mRNA catabolic process; mRNA splicing, via spliceosome. Bases 252 to 560 code for a protein of 102 amino acids. Gene Ontology annotation, molecular function: RNA binding. The transcript has 4 exons. Lineage: Eukaryota; Metazoa; Chordata; Actinopteri; Elopiformes; Megalopidae. Gene Ontology annotation, cellular component: catalytic step 2 spliceosome; U12-type spliceosomal complex; Lsm1-7-Pat1 complex. The record is from RefSeq and is a predicted model, not a curated record.
AUCAUAUACCGAAAUACAAAGGCGGUUUGGCAGCUUGAUGCGUAAUUAAUGCGUUUCUAAAGGGUGUUUGUGAAACUAAAACUAGCUAACACAGGCUUGGUGGUUUUGAGACAAAGUUUUAUUUAUCAGCGCGGAUUGCGCUUUUAAAAUAGACCUCGUUAGCUCGCUAGCUAGCACGAAGGUGCAUAGGGUGAAAGUUGGAAAGUCGAAAGGAGGAGCUAGCUCCUAAAACGGCAAAUUGGAUUUGAAAGAUGGCGGACAAAGAGAAGAAGAAGAAGGAAAGUAUAUUUGACUUGUCCAAAUAUAUCGACAAGACCAUCCGAGUGAAAUUUCAAGGAGGACGAGAAGCCAGUGGAGUCCUCAAAGGUUUUGAUCCUCUGCUGAACUUGGUGUUGGAUGGCACUAUUGAGUACAUGCGAGACCCAGAUGAUCAGUAUAAACUGACAGAGGACACCCGGCAGCUGGGCCUGGUGGUGUGCCGAGGGACGUCUGUGGUGCUCAUCUGCCCCCAGGAUGGCAUGGAGGCCAUUCCAAAUCCCUUUAUCCAGCAGGAGGGCUAGUGCACUUUUGGACCUUCACACAGAACUGUUCUUACAUGGGUUAUUGUCCUUCCCUGGACAAGUUUUGUGACAGUUUUUUUUUUAGUUUCCUCUGUAAAAUUGCUUAUAUGUGUCUGCACUAAAUCAUGAUUUAAUGUGUAGUGUUAAAAGUGCUGGUGGGGCGAGAAUCAGGACAGGAAGCGAUAUAACUUAUGUGAUAUUACAGAUACUGAUUGAUAUUACAUCUUUUUGUAUUUAGCUCUACAGAUGCCAAAAAGCAAAGAAAUGCUUUCAAUGCACUUGUUUUCUGGUUUACUUUUAUAUAUCGUUAUGGUUUGUGGCACAUGGACAAAGUUAACAAGAAAGUGGUCUGAUCCCUGAUUUGAAAAUGUAGAAAAAGUCAUAGCACAAUUUGCUUUUAAGUAGAAAGACCAGAAUUUA